Messenger RNA from Cyprinus carpio (common carp), 2023 nucleotides. RefSeq names its product divergent protein kinase domain 2A-like. NCBI's taxonomy places the organism in Eukaryota, Metazoa, Chordata, Actinopteri, Cypriniformes, Cyprinidae. The record is from RefSeq and is a predicted model, not a curated record.
ACUGACUGCUCGGUGUUGGAAAGAGUCGGUCGCUGUGGAUCAUUGUUAGUGCUGGAGAUCAGCAGCAGUGUGUGGAGACCGCACUCGAUCAGACCGCUGCUCUCGGGAUAGAAACGAGAGUCCCGCUCCAGAAGUCUUGCACAUAGAAACGACCGAUUCAUAUAAGAGAUUGAGAAUUAGAGGCUUGGCCACUGUUUAUGUCUCUGGCUAGGUUGCUAACUGGCUGGUGUCCUAAUGGAAAGAGCAUCUGAGUUGGUCUGAUGUGAGCCGCUGAGCGUCUGGAUACAAUGUUUCUCGUGUUUGUUUUCGUCGGAGCGUCUCUCGCGCUACAGAGUAACAGCAGCGCGAGCGCGAGCGCGAUGAUUCAAAGUAACCGAUCCAGAGAUUCGCUCCUUCAGGACUGACUGAAGAAACUCUCUCAGGCCAGCUUUUAUGUGCAUCGGCACUGUGCACUCCAGAGCAAUGCCUAUGAGAAUGUCUUAGCCCAGCAAGCACUUGCAAGGGGGGACUCUGCUAGUUUUUCCCCCUUUGGGAACUCUAGUUGAUGAGUCAACACUAGUGAUGGAGAUCCAUUAAGUCCUGUCCCUGACACUAUUCAUUGCCCUUUCCCCCUUUACCCUUUACCCCUGCCUUGCCUGGCUAGUGCACAAACAUGCUGCGCUUCCUCCCACUCAAGCUUGGCCGUUUGUACCGGUGUCUGAAGCUUCUUUUUGUCAUUGGCCUGUUUGUCAUCUUGCUGAUGAACACGCACAACCUCUUCGCCUCUUUCCAAAAGAAUGAACUCACCGACCGAAGGUUCAUCAACCUCAACAAGUGCCCAGCCUGCUUUGGCACCAGCUGGUGUCGCAAGUUUAUGAAUGGACAGAUAUCUUUCGAGACAUGGGGUCGUCUUCGCUUCCUGGAUGUCUUCAAUGUGAAAAACGUUUUCUUUGCCCAGUACGGGGAGCCUCGUGAGGGUACACGGAGGAUUGUACUCAAGCGUUUGGGUUCCAACCAAGAGCUUACUGAUAUUGACCAGAAGAUCUGCAAGCGGGCAACGGGCCGAACUCGUUGCGAUCUUAUCCAGGCCAUGUACAAGACUGAGUUUGCCCGACUUAAUGGGGACGUCAGACUCCUAACCCCAGACGUUGUGGAAGGCUGGUCAGAUCUUGUUCAUUGUCCGUCCCAAAGACUGCUGGACAGAAUAGUCAGGAGGUAUGCUGAGACAAAGGACUCUGGAAGCUUCCUCCUGAAGAACCUUAAGGACACAGAAAGGAUGCAGCUGUUGAUGACCUUGGCUUUCAACCCAGAGCCCUUAGUGCUUCAGAGUUUCCCGUCAGACGAAGGCUGGCCAUUUGCAAAGUACCUGGGUGCAUGCGGGCGGAUGGUGGCGGUGAACUACGUGGGCGAGGAGCUGUGGAGUUUCUUCAAUGCUCCCUGGGAAAAGAGAGUAGACCUGGCCAAGCAAUUGAUGGACAUUGCGGAGCAGCUUACUAACAACGACUUCGACUUUGCUCUCUAUCUGCUGGACGUUAGCUUCGAUAACUUCGCCGUGGGCCCGCGGGACGGGAAGGUCAUUGUUGUUGAUGCAGAGAAUGUUGUGGUGGCCGACAAGAGGUUGAUCAAACAGAAUAAGCCUGAGAACUACGAUGUCUGGUACGAGAGCAAGUUUGAGGAGUGUGACAAGGAGGCCUGUCUUUCCUUCUCUAAAGACAUGUUGUGCUCGCGGGUCACAGUGGACCACAACUAUUACGCCAUAUGUCAAAAUCUACUUUCACGAUAUGCUGUGUGGCGGGGCAGCUCCGGCGGACUUCUUCACGACCCCCCGCCACACAUAGCCAAAGACGGCCAGCUCGAAGUGUUGUUGGACGAAUGCGCCAACCCUAAAAAGCGAUAUGGCCGCUUCCAGGCAGCUAAAGAACUGCGCGAGUAUUUAACCCAGCUAAGCAGUACCGCUAGGUAAUGACCGCCCAUCCCUGUCAAUGCUUAACAUUCACCCAUCAAUGUCCGAUAGGGCUGUGCAAUUAAUCGCAUGUGAUUGUCA